Messenger RNA from Solanum lycopersicum (tomato), 6884 nucleotides. The record is from RefSeq and is a predicted model, not a curated record. NCBI's taxonomy places the organism in Eukaryota, Viridiplantae, Streptophyta, Magnoliopsida, Solanales, Solanaceae.
UAUGAUAUGAUUAGUGGUCACCAAACAGGAAUUUUAGAAUUUUCCUCAAUUUUUGUGCGUAUUAGUCCAUGAAUUUUUAAACAUAUUACUUUCUGGCUCUGUUUGAUCCAAUUUUUUAUUUUUGGAUCAUCGGUAAUGACCUGAUCAUGAACCGUACUCAUAGUCUCUAGUCUCUACAUGAUUUACGCCACUUUUUAUAGUAUUUAGGGGUCACAAAACAUUAAUUUAUGAUUUUCUCAAUUUUUUGUGUGUAUUAAUUUAUGAAUAUCUAAAAAUAUUAACUCUUUUAUGCUGAUUUCUUUUAGGAUCAUCCGUAAUGAUCUAGUGAACCAAUACUCUAGCUUCUACAUCACCCACACCAUUUUUCAUAGCAUUUAGAGGUCCAUAAAAUAUGAAUUCAGAAUUUUCUUAGUUUUUCAUGUGUUAGUCCCAUGAACUUUUUAAAAUAUUUACCGACGGACUUUUUUUGUCAAUAUUUUUUAGAAUCAUUUGUAAUGAUCUAGUGAACCAUAUCCAUCACCACUAGAGGAUCUACGCCGCCCUUUUUAUUAUUUAGGGAUUAUGAAAUAGAAAUUCAGCAUUUUCUUAGUUUUUAUGUGUGUUACGCUCCCAUGAUUUUUCAUUUUUGUCUCACUUUUCUCAAAAUGUCUUAGCUUAAAUCAUUUGUCUUGGCACUAUUUUACCUGAAAUUGGUAAACUUACUAAUGAAGAGUCAACGUUUAAAGGUUUGCAUCAAUUUGUUUUAUUAGAAUUUAGAGGAAUAUAAGAAAUAACAUAACUUCAUGAGGAAGAUUGGAAGAUUCUUUUCCAUUUGUGAAAUGCAAACUUUGUUGCUCAUUUUUCUCUUUUCCUUCACAACUUUAUAAAGGUUUUUUCAAUAACAAAGAGGGAGUUGCUCAGAUGGUAAGCAUCCUCCACAUUCAUUCUCGAGAUUUCUGGUUCGAAUCGUCAAGGGAGCAAGGUGAAAGCUCCCCCUUUUUUGCUCUGUUGGUGACUCGAGCCUAUGAUUUUGAGGUUGGAGGUGAAAGAUCUCCCUUUUUGUUUUGUUGGUGACUCGGACGUAUAAUUUUAAGGCUAGAGGUGAAAGAUCAUUACCAUCUGAGCUACCUCUUUUGUCAGCUCCGAAGAAACCUUUAUGGAGUUGCGAUGGAAAAGAGCAAAAAAAAAAAAAGAAAGAAAAAAAAAGGGCAUUUUCCAAAAGGAAAAAACAUUCCCAUGAAGUCUUUUCUGGUAAUUAGUUCAAGUUUUAUAUUCCACUUAAACCAAAUUAGGUUAAAUUUCAAAUUCGAUUUGACUAAAUACAAUUGUACAAGUGCAAUAUAUGGAUAUAGUAUGCAAACAUUCCAUUUAGAAUAAUCCGUAAUAAUCUAGUGAAUCAUAAACCAAAGUUUCCAGAGGAAUCAUGCCACUUUCUUUUAGCAUUUAGAAUCACGAAAUAAAAUUUUAAGAUUUUCUCAAUUUUUUAUAUGUGUUAAUUCAUAAAUUUUUGAAAAUAUCAUUAACCGGCUCUGUUUGACCCAAGUUUGUUUUGGAUCAUUUGUAUGACCUAGUAAUCAAGAACUUCUACAUGAUCCGUGUCAUCUUUUAUAGCAUUUAGGAAUCACAAAACAGAAAAUUUCGAAUUUUCUUAGUUUUUCGUGUAUAUUAUUAGUCUGUGAAUCUUUGAAAUAUUAUUGACCGGCUCUUUUUGUUGAAAAAGGCAAGCACAAAAUAAGUAUGCACGAUAGGGUUAUAGCGGAAGAAAAUCCAAGUCAAAACUUUCCCUUCUAUUUGAACCAAGAGAAGAUAAAAUAAUGGAAGAAUAAAAUUAUUUGGGCAGCAAACAAAUCACCAAGCAAGAAAACUAAAUCAACACAAGAGACACCAAAUUUAACGUGGACAACCUCUUCGGUUUGAAGAGUAAAAAUCACAAGGCCAAAGCUUCACUAAAAUAAACAAGAGAUUCAAAAGUGUCUCUAAAAUGGUCACCGACAAAGUGCAAAACAAUGAGCAACACAACUACAAGAUAGCACCAAAAGCUAGAGAAAUAAAAGGAAUAAAAAAAAAAUCGCAGCUACUAUUCACGAGCAAAAAUUUGAAGCUACAGGACUCCAAAUCACCCUCUCCCAGUUCCCAAUCAAAGAUUAAGUUGAAAGAAACAAGUUGUCCAAAAAUCAGCUCAAUCGGAUAAAAACAUGAAGCAGAAAUCACAAUUUAGGCUCAUAGGGCUUGUGCGAAAAUUUGCUCUUUCUCACUUUUCUCUCUAUAUGGUUGCUCUCAAAACUCUUCUGAUUCUUUUCAAAAUAAGACCUAAAAGAAAGUCUUACAUAUGCACCAUAAUAUUGAGCUUAUGGGCCAACGUGGCUAGUCAAAUCUGUGGUAAAUUUAUCCACAAAGUAAAGGAAAGAAGAUUCAAAACCUUAAAUUUUUAUUUAUCCACAUAAAAAGAGAAAAAGGCCUCAAACCCAACACUUUUUGGUGCAAAUACUACCAAAACCAUAUAUAAUAACUUGGCGAAUCAUACUCAUAGCCUCUACAGGAUCCAAGCCACUUGUUUUAGCAAUUAGGGGUCACGAAACAGGAUUUCUAGAUUUUUUUUCAAUUUUUUAUGAAUAUUAGUCUAUAAAUUUUUUAACAUAUCACUAGUUGGCACUGUUUGAUCCAAUUUUUUUAGAAUAACCCGUAAUGACUUAAUGAACUAGACUCAUAGCCUCUACAUGAUCUAUGCUACUUUUUAUAGUAUUUUGGGGUAAUAAAAUAGGAAUUCAUGAUUUACUCAGUUUUUUGUGUGUAUUAAUUUAUAAAUAUUUAAUAAUAUUAUUGAUAGACUCUUUUAUGCCGAUCUUUUUUAGGAUCAUCUCUAAUGAUCUGGUGAACCAUACUCAUAGCUUCUACAUGAUCCACACCAUUUUUUAAAGCAUUUAGAGGUCCAUAAAAUAUGAAUUUUGAAUUGUCUUAGUUUUUCAUGUGUUAAUCCAUUAACUUUAUGAAAAUAUUACCGACGGACUCUAUUUUGUCAAUAUUUUUUUUAGAAUUAUCUGUAAUGAUAUAGUGAACUAUAUAUAUCCAUCACCUCUAGAGGAUUUAUGAUGCCCUUUAUAUUAUUUAGGAAUUAUGAAAUAUCAAUUCAGAAUUUUCUUAGUUUUCAUGUGUGUUACACUCCCAUGAUUUUCCAUUUUUGUCUCACUUUUCUCAAAUAUUUUCUUAGCUUAUUAUUCACAUCAAUUUUAUGUUAUCAGAGGAAUAUAAAUAAAUAACAUAACCUCACGAGGAAGAUUUUUUUCCAUUUCUGAAAUGCAAACUUUGUUGCUUAUUUUCUCUUUUAUUAAUAACAAAGAGGGAGUUGCUCAAAUAGUAAGCAUCCUCCAUAUUCUUUCUUCAGUUCUUUGGCUCGAACGGUCAAGGGAGCAAGGUGAAAGCUCCCCCUUUUUGCUCUGUCGAUGACUCGAGCCUAUACUUUUGAGGUUGGAGGUGAAAGAUUAUUACCAUCCGAGCUACCUCUUUUGUCAGCUCCGAAGAAACCUUUAUGGAGUUGUGAAGGAAAAGAGCAAAAAGUUGGGCAUUUUCUAAAGGGAAAAAGUAUUCCUGAAGUCUUCUCUAGUGUAACUAGUUCAAGUUUUAUAUUGCACUUGAACCAAAUCUAGUUUAAUUUCAAAUUUGUCUAGACUCAACACAAUUUAUAUACAAAAUAUGAAUUCUAAAUUUUAUUAAUUUUUCACAUGUAUUAGUUCAUAAAUUUUUUAACAUAUGACUGGUUGGCUCUAUUUGAUCCCCAAUUUAGUUCAUGAAUUUUUUAACAUAUGACUGGUUGGCUCUAUUUGAUCCCCAAUUCUUUAGUAUCACUCGUAAUGACAUGAUGAACCAUACUCAUAGCUUCAACAUGAUCCACACUAUUUUUUACAACAGGCCUUAGGGGUCACAAAACAAGAAUUCAAGAUUUACUUAGUUUUUCGUGAGCAUUAAUUAGUUCAUAAAUUUUGAAAAUAUUACUGGUCGGCUUUUUUUGACGGAUUUUUUUUAAAGAUCAUCCUGUAAUGAUCUGGUGAACCAUAUUCGUUAGCUUCUAUAUGAUUCACACCAUUUUUUUUUAUAGCAUUUGGAUGUGUAUGUAACAGUCCAUAAACUUCUAAAAAUAUUACUGACCGGCUUAAAUUGAUCAAUAUUUUCUUAAAAUCAUUCGUAAUGACCUAGUGAGCCAUAUUCAUUGCCUAGAGGAUCCACGCCACCCUUUCUAGUAUUGAAGGAUUAUAUAAAAUUAAAAUUCAUAAUUUUCUUAAUUUUCGCGUGUGUUACUCCAUAAUUUUCCAUUUGUGUCUGACUUUUUUUUUUUUUUUGAAUUUGUUAGUCUUAGCAUAAAUCAUCUGUCUCAUACCAUUUCAUCUGAAAUUGGUAAACUCACUAAUAUUAUCUAUCUUGUUUUGUCCAUCACUUAUAUUUCAGGCACAAUCUCUGAGCAAAAAAUCAGCAUUUUCCAGAAGGAAUUAAAUGUUGGGUAAUGUAAACAUGCUGAAUAUAUAUUACAAAUGCUGAAUCAUGGAGUUAAACAUUGUUGAUUCAAAAAACUUUAGGAUCAUCUAGUGAAUCAUAUUCACAACCUCUAGAGGAUUCUAUGUUAUUUUAUUUCAAGUAUUUAGGGGGUUACGAAACAAGAAUUCAGGAUUUUCUUAGUUUUCGUACGUGUUAGUUCAUAAAUUUUUAAAAAUAUUACUUAUAGACUUUGUUUCGCCCAUUUUUUUUAGAAUCAUUUCAUAGUGACCUGGUGAAUCAUACCCGCCACCUCUAGAGUAUCCAUGCCAAAAUUAUGAAAUAAGAAUUCAAAAUUUUCUUGGUUCUAUUCCAACUUCAUUAGGAAAUUUGAACAACUUGACCUAUUUGUAUUUUUAUAAUCGCCUUUCUGGCUCCAUUUCCGAAGAAAUAGGGGAACUCGACAAUCUUAUCAAGGUAAGGGUAAAAUCUGCACACACACUACCCUUCCCAAACGUCAUUUGUAGAAUUACAUGGAAUAUGUUGGUGUGGACAUCUUAGUUUUUAGUACUAGUACAACACUUAACCAGGGAAGUGGAUCACAUUUAUCAACCAAAAAACACGACAGAAGACAAGUCAUUGACUCAUUGAAUUGUACUACAAUUUCAACAUCUUCAUUACAACUUAGGCCAAUUUAAGAGUCAUUGACUCCAAAGUCUACUCUUGUGUUUCACAAGCUGAGAAAAUGAAGACUCAUUGACUAGCCAGACCUGCUACACUAUUUAAAAAAAAAUACAAGUUCUUGAUCAAAAACCAAAAUAAUCAACUGAAAAUCAAUAAUGAUGGUUACCAAAAUAUUUCCUCUACUUCAUUUUUUCACUCUAUAUCUCUUCACAAUUACUUUUGCUUCUAUUGAGGAAGCAACUUCUCUCCUAAAAUGGAAAUCAACUUUGCAUUAUAAGAAUGAUUCAUUAUUGGCUUCAUGGACACAAAAUUCUAGUGAAUGCAGGGAUUGGAAUGGAGUUAAAUGUUCUAAUGGAAGGGUAAACAGUUUGGAUAUUACAAAUGCAAGUGUUAUUGACACACUCUAUGAUUUUCCUUUUUCGACUCUCAUUUUUCUUGAAUAUGUUAAUCUUAGUAUAAAUCAUUUCUCUGGAAUCAUUCCACUUGAAAUUGGUAAACUCACUAAUCUUGUCCGUCUUGAUUUGUCCAACAAUUAUAUUUCAGGCACAAUCCCACCACAAAUCGAUUCACUAACCAAGCUUGGGACCUUCCACAUCUCUAUGAACCAGUUGAAUGGUUCGAUUCCAAAAGAAAUAGGUUACCUAAGGUCUCUAACUCGGCUAGCUUUAAAUACUAACCUUCUUGAAGGUUCUAUCCCUACUUCAUUAGGGAAUUUGAACAACUUGACCUAUUUGUGUCUUUAUGGAAAUCGCCUUUCUGGCUCCAUUCCUGUAGAAAUAGGGAAACUCGUCAAUCUUAUUGAAACUUAUCUUGGUUCAAAUCAGUUAGCAGGUCAUAUUCCUCCAGAAAUAGGUAACUUGAUCAAUGUAAGAGUGUUCUCUGCUUCCUCCAACGAAAUUUCUGGUCCCAUUCCUGUAGAAAUAGCAAAGAUGCAAACACUUGAGCUAUUGGACCUAUCAGACAACUUGCUUGAAGGAGAGAUACCAGAACAACUCGUUUCUCUUUCAAAUCUUGUUUGGUUGGAUCUCUCCUACAAUCGUCUCACAGGAUGCAUACCUCAAGGACGUCAAUUUUCAACCUUUGGGGAAAAUUCAUAUGCAUUCCAAAGUAAUAUUGGAUUACAUGGAUACCCAGUUACGAGACGUUGUCAUAAUAAAGGGGUAGAAGAAGGAAAUGAUACAUCAUCAUUGCUAGAUCAAGAAAUCAAUUCUCAAUUCCUCAUUGAAUGGAAGGCGGUUCUUUUGGGCUAUGGAUGUGGACUAUGUGUUGGAUUUUCUAUUGGAUAUUUCAUGAUUUCUACUGGAAAUCCAAAAUGGCUUUCAAAUUUCAUUGAAGAAUAUGAACACACAAUUACUACGCAAAGGAGAAAAAAGCAACAAGGUCAAAGGGAUAACAGAAGAAGAAAUAAUCAACAAAGUCAAAGGGACAACAACAGAAGAAAUAAUCACACUUCUAAGAAGUACUUAAAAUCAGGUCUUUCAAUUUAAGUUCUAUAUUGAUCUUUAGUUUAUUGUAACUAUUGAGGGUUUAUCAGAAACAACCAAUCUAUCUCUACUAGGUAGGAAUAAGGUCGUACACUUUACCUUCAGACUCAGCUCAUGAGAUUAUAUUGAGUAUGUUGUUAUUGACAUCUUAGAUUUCAUACAAGUACAAUACAUAACAAGUUUAGUGUUUUAACAGUUAUCAACCAACAAAACAGAAAGACAAAAUAUGGCUAAAGAAAAGGCUACAAUUGUUGUAGCCAUUUCAUAUUUUUA